Messenger RNA from Truncatella angustata, 1338 nucleotides. RefSeq lists its product as uncharacterized. Lineage: Eukaryota; Fungi; Ascomycota; Sordariomycetes; Amphisphaeriales; Sporocadaceae. The record is from RefSeq and is a predicted model, not a curated record. Bases 1 to 1077 code for a protein of 358 amino acids. The transcript has 2 exons. Gene Ontology annotation, molecular function: protein binding.
AUGACGAACGAACAAGACAACAGCAUCAUUGCCCUUCCUGUUCAAAUAGACGGAACGGUCAGCGACUGCGGUGCUUCAUCCACGCCUACAGAUGGCUCGGGUUCAAGUGGGAUGUUGGCGACAAAUGAGACGGCUGCUCCGGAUGCGCUGUUCAGCCAAUCAGCCUUAACAACAGCUGGUAAUCAUCUCUUCGCCAUCAAUGCUGGGUCCAACAGCGUCACCAUGUUUGCCAUUGACAAGAAUGACCCAACGAACCUCACAAUGGUUGGCCGGCCAGUACCCGUGCCCGGCGAAUUCCCAAACACUGUCGCUGCUUCUCAGACGAACAAACAGGUCUGUGUAGGUAUGACGGGGGCCCAGGCGGGCAUCUCAUGCGCCUCCUUCUCAAGCCAAGGCAUCGGAGCAAUGGAUACUUUACGCGUGUUCGAUAUCGGUCAAAGCACCCCCCCUGUUGGCCCAGAGAAUACUGUCUCCCAAGUAUUUUAUUCGGGUGACGGCUCGACGCUGUUUGCCACCGUGAAAGGAAACCCGGCAGUGAACAAGACAGGAUUUUUGGCGGCCUUUCCGGUCCAGGGCGGUAUUGUCAGUCAGCAAGGCGUGCAGUCAUCUCCGGACGGCACUGCGGUUCUGUUCGGCUCUACGCCCAUUCCUGGCAGCAGUAAUAUCUUCGUCACCGACGCAUCAUUCGGCGCGGCCGUCCUCAGUAUCGACAAAGCUGGCGCGUCGACGGUUGCGGGCAAGGGAGCAGUGGAUGGCCAGGCGGCCACGUGCUGGGCCACCAUCAGCCCGGCGACGAAUACGGCCUUUGUGACCGACGUCGGAAAGAACCGUUUAGUCGAGGUGUCAACCACGAGUGCUAUGGUGAUGGGCCAGAUCGAUCUCAGCGCGAACGGGGACCCGGGCCUCAUCGAUCUCAAAGCCGCGGGCAAGUUCAUUUAUGCGUUGAGUCCUGGCAAUGGGACUACCCAGGCAGCAAUGACGGUCGUUAAUGCUGUUAGCAAGCAACAAGUGCAGCAUCUGCAGCUCGACAUGCUUGGUGCCAGGAAGACUGCUCAAGGGGUUGCCAUUUUGUUGUAGAAGCAAGAGAGAUGGAUAUCUGGCUGGAAUUAUUCCUUGUCUAAAAUACAUAUCCUAGUAGUUGACUAAUACUGACAGCUGAGCAUUUUCUCCCUUUAUCCUCUUCAUAUUUUAUGGGAGAACUUGAAGCACUACUGGAGCCGGUGAUCAGUUUUUUCAGAAUGUUACUCUAAACCAGAAAGAAGUAUAACAGUUUCAAGCAGAUGUAGUCUCUAAAUUGGCUCAAGGGAUGCUCCAUGAACUGCGAUGAACACUACCUGC